AUUUGAACCGACUGGUCUUACAACAACGGGCAAUACUGCAGUUGCGCUGCUCUUGCUUCCACAAGAAUGGGGAGCAACUUCCGAGCGACUUACUACAAGACGCUCGGAAUGAGUGGCGUCGAGGUCAAGCAAGCGUUCGACGCCAUGCUCAAGGAGGAGCCCAUUGAUAUACGUGCGUUGGUCAAGUUCUUAUUGCGACACGAUGUGCCAGUGGCCAUGCAAGUGAUUGUCUGGAAGGUUGUACUUGGAGUCCUGCCUGCCCAUCGACAUGCAUGGGAACGAGUCGAACGACAACGGAAAGAGCACUUCGACGAGCUACAACGCACCACAUUUGUCUUGUUAGGCCGUGUUGGACCAGAGCAAGAAUUCACAACAGAAAUAAUUGCCAGCAUGUGCGCCCUCAAUCAGUCGUAUUUCGGGCAUCGUUUGGAAAUGUCGUUCGAACAUCGAUCCGAUCCACAAGAGCUCGAACACACGUGCCAUGUGGCGCGCAUGUUUUGUGCGCUCUGCCCUGAGGAGUGCGACGCCUUUUGGCUCUGCUCGCAAUUCCUGCUGCACCAAAGAGCCAAUCCAGCCACAUCAGAAGAGGUCGUGAAGGCCGUGCGUGCCAUGCCCUUUCCAAAAUUUUCACUGCUAUACUAUUUCGUUAAUUAGAUAGUUUUGUAAUAACAACAACACUCAAAAGAAAAAGCAAACCAAACCGA
Capsaspora owczarzaki ATCC 30864 is the source of this 704-nucleotide messenger RNA. RefSeq lists its product as hypothetical. The record is from RefSeq and is a predicted model, not a curated record. The coding region runs from base 67 to 654 and encodes 195 amino acids. Lineage: Eukaryota; Filasterea; Ministeriida; Capsasporidae. The transcript is spliced from 5 exons. Gene Ontology annotation, biological process: activation of GTPase activity; negative regulation of TOR signaling. Gene Ontology annotation, molecular function: GTPase activator activity.